This is a messenger RNA of Oncorhynchus keta (chum salmon), 1459 nucleotides long. RefSeq names its product cytosolic 5'-nucleotidase 1A-like. Lineage: Eukaryota; Metazoa; Chordata; Actinopteri; Salmoniformes; Salmonidae. Gene Ontology annotation, cellular component: cytosol; cytoplasm. The record is from RefSeq and is a predicted model, not a curated record. The coding region runs from base 154 to 1245 and encodes 363 amino acids. Gene Ontology annotation, biological process: adenosine metabolic process; nucleotide metabolic process. The transcript is spliced from 6 exons. Gene Ontology annotation, molecular function: nucleotide binding; 5'-nucleotidase activity; magnesium ion binding.
UGAUUGAGCAUCAUGGGUAAAAACACACGAACAUUUUCAACGUCACGCAAGCGUUUCCGCAAACUUUCCUGUUGUCUCUUGGUCGGGUUGUCUACAUUGGUAAUCGUUGUUACGGAAUUAUCAGACUAAAAACGUUUCAAUUCCAGGCCAAAUAUGACUGAAAGCAAAACUACCGGUCCAACAGCCACGGAGGCUGGAGAGGAAAGGGACUGGGCAGCAGCAAAAGCCUUUUUUGACCGUUUAAAAACAAACAAACCUAAACCUCCCAAACCCCAGUAUGCCGUUACUAUCGCCAUCUCCUCUCGCUCCCUGUUCAACAUGGUUGCAGAGGGGAAGAUCUACAAAGAAGAUGGGGUCGAGAAGUAUGUGGCCUAUCAACAGGAGCACGACAAUGAGCCGCUCAUGCCAGGGGUGGCGUUUCCUCUAGUGAAGGCUCUGAUGAAUGUGAACGCACGGCUGAGGCGGCUCUACCCCCCCGACAGUGACGAGUUGUUUGACAUCGUCCUGAUGACGAAUAACCAUGCCCAGGUCGGGGUGCGCCUCAUCAACAGCAUCAACCACUACGAUUUAACCAUUGAAAGAUUCUGUAUGACGGGAGGGGAAAGCCCUAUUGGCUACCUGAAGGCCUACAUGACCAACCUGUACCUCUCAACGGAUGGAGAGCAGGUCAUCGAGGCCAUUGAGGAGGGCAUUGCAGCAGCGACCACGUUUGCGUCCGGAGAUGUGGAGAACCAGCUAUCCGACACACAGCUGAAAGUUGCCUUUGACGGGGACGCCGUCCUCUUCUCUGAUGAGUCGGAGAUCAUCGUGAAACAACACGGCCUGGACACGUUCUUUGAGCACGAGAAGGAGUUUGAGAACAAACCUCUUGCACAGGGUCCCUUAAAGUGUUUCCUGGAGGCGCUGGGGAUGCUCCAGAGGAAGUUCUACGCCAAGAACGAGCGUAUGACCUGCCCCAUUCGUACCUACCUAGUAACAUCCCGCAGUGCAGCCAGCUCAGGGGUCCGCGUCCUCAAGACACUCAGGAGUUGGGGCCUGGAGAUAGAUGAGGCCCUGUUCCUAGCCGGGGCCCCUAAAGGGCCUCUCCUGCAGAAGAUCCAGCCUCACAUCUUCUUUGAUGACCAGAUGUUCCACAUUGAAGGUGCCAAGGAGCUGGGGACUAUCGCUGCACACGUGCCUUAUGGGAUUGGACAGAAGUACCACAAGGGGAUAUUUAUUGAGCAGCCUGCCAAAGACACGACGUAGUGAGCCUCCUAGGGGUGGGAAUGUAGAAUACAUUAUGCAAAUAGUUCGUUGCGCACAACCCUGUCAUCAGCAGUCGUUUUUGUUUUGUGCUGGAUUUUGUAUUUUUUUAAAUAAAGCUACUGCUACUAAAAUAUUUGUAUCAGCAUAUACUGUAGUAAAAAUGUACUACUCACCUCAGGGAUUUUUGCUAAAAUAAAACAAGUUUACAAUGUCA